AUGCCGUCCGCGGACCGCCCCUGCACUGCUGCACAACGCAUGGCGCCAGCCCGCACGACCGCAGGCCGCACGGCGCACGCACGGCCGCAGCCUGCACGCCGCGCGGACACCCGCCCGGCGCCCGCCGCGCUCACGGCCGCAGCCUGGCCGCCGCGUGCGCGCCCGCUCGGCGCCCGCCGCGCUCAUGGCUGCAGCCUGGCCCGCCACGCUCAUGGCCGCCGCGCCCGCCUGCCCGCUGCGCUCCCGACCGCCACGCUCGCCUUCCGCCCUCGCGAGUCGCAGCCGCCCGACGCUUGCCCUUUUGCGCACGGCGCGCCUACCCGCCCGACGCCCGUCGCGGUCGCCGCGCUCGCGCCCCGCCUGCCCGCCUGGCCGCCCGACGCCCCGUCUGCCCACCUGGCCGCCCGACGCCCCGCCUGCCCUGCCCGCCGCCGCAACACGCACACGCCCAAACAACCAAACUGA
Messenger RNA from Phragmites australis (common reed), 465 nucleotides. RefSeq names its product histone H1-like. Bases 1 to 465 code for a protein of 154 amino acids. The transcript has a single exon. Lineage: Eukaryota; Viridiplantae; Streptophyta; Magnoliopsida; Poales; Poaceae. The record is from RefSeq and is a predicted model, not a curated record.